AUGGUUGUAGGUGGUUUGACGAGACAAUCAGUGGUGUAUGGAGUAGAUGGGGAUGACAUGAGGUGGUUUUGGUGGUGUGUUCGGUGUUCAAAGAUGUUUGAGAUAAUACCCACGACACGACCUUUUUCUCUCCUCUCGCACAAGUCCAAAGCUUCUCUCUCGGAGACGGUAACCGGUGAUCGGCUAGAGAAACUAAGGCCUCAGAUCGGCUUUGCUCUCACCAGAUUCGGAUCCGAGGCAUAA
Molecule: messenger RNA, 243 nt
Organism: Lactuca virosa
Lineage: Eukaryota; Viridiplantae; Streptophyta; Magnoliopsida; Asterales; Asteraceae
Source: the annotation of a GenBank genome assembly